Molecule: messenger RNA, 10365 nt
Organism: Oncorhynchus masou masou (cherry salmon)
Lineage: Eukaryota; Metazoa; Chordata; Actinopteri; Salmoniformes; Salmonidae
Product: kinesin-like protein KIF13B
Exons: 40
Coding region: 683-6220 (1845 amino acids)
Biological process (GO): microtubule-based movement
Molecular function (GO): microtubule motor activity; microtubule binding; ATP binding
Source: RefSeq, a predicted model, not a curated record
UUGAGAGCUCGCGAACAGAAUCGUCGGAAUAAAACACGGUGCUGAGACAGAGAGUUGUUCGGCAAACAGGUGGAAAAAUUGGCGACGAGAACGUAGACAUUAAUCUCAAACCACACAGCACUUCUCCGUUUGGAAGAAGAGUGUAUUUUAAAACAUGGAAUAGUGUCGUUGGCCGGUAGAUUGAGCUCUAGCACUUUCUUGUAUCUAAAUCGCGAAGUUGAGUCCCUCGACCCAGCCCGUUAGCUUUUGGCUAGCUAGCCAGUUAGCAUUAUUAGCUAUGUAGCUCGCUAACUAGCACAUUUUUGUCAGCCAAGGGGUUCUUUCGCAAAGCAAAUAUAUUUCGUUGUUUGCAUAUGGAAACUGUCAUGGUAAAAACUAUUCAGUUAUUAGAUUAAACCCUCGGGACAUGCAUGAUCUGGAGAAUAGCUGUUUAUUGAAGAUUUGCUGAAGGAGCGAGAAUUCCUCUCCUAGUAGUAAGCCAUUGUGUGAUGAUGGAACAUGCAAUGUAUGAGGACGAACCUUUGUAACUAACUUAGCUGGCUGACCAGGCAGUUGGCACCACAUAUCAAGGAUUCUGGAUGAUUCUUCGACUAGAGUCCAUUGGGGAUCAUUAUCUUUUGGAGAGGUCCUGUAACUUAUCGCCGAGACAGUCGCAUUGUCUGUCCGUCUGACAGUGGACACAAUGGGGGAGACCAGUCUCAACGAAUCGAAUGUGAAGGUCGCAGUACGUGUUCGUCCUAUGAACAGGAGAGAAAAGGACCUGAACACAAAAUGUAUUGUGGAUAUGGAAGGCAACCAGACCAUCCUGCAUCCAGGCGGAGGAAACCUGGGCAAAGGAGACUCCAGGAGUCAGACCAAGACCUUCGCCUAUGACUACUGUUUUUGGUCCAUGGACGAGUCGGAAAAGGACAAGUUUGCGGGUCAGGACGUGGUGUUCCAGUGCCUUGGGGAAAGUCUUUUACACAACGCCUUCCAGGGCUACAACGCCUGCAUCUUCGCCUACGGACAGACUGGUUCGGGAAAGUCAUACACCAUGAUGGGUUCUGUGGACUCUCCAGGUCUGAUCCCGCGGCUCUGCAGCUCUCUGUUUGACCGGACCCUGCUGGAGCAGAGGGAGGGGGAAGGCUUCACCAUAGAGGUCUCCUACAUGGAGAUAUACAAUGAGAAGGUCCGCGACCUCCUCGACCCCAAAGGGAGCAGGCAGGCUCUUAGAGUGAGGGAGCACAAGGUGUUGGGGCCGUACGUAGACGGCUUGUCACGCCUGGCGGUGGCCAACUACAAGGACAUUGAGUCUCUGAUGUCGGAGGGGAAUAAGUCUCGUACGGUGGCUGCCACCAACAUGAACGAGGAGAGUAGCAGAUCUCACGCUGUCUUCAACAUCAUCCUCACACACACACUCAAAGACCUGCAGUCUGGGACGAGUGGUGAGAAGGUGAGUAAGCUGAGUCUGGUAGAUCUGGCUGGCAGUGAGAGAGCAGCUAAGACUGGAGCUACUGGAGAGAGGAUGAAGGAGGGCAGCAACAUCAACAAGUCUCUGACUACUCUAGGCCUGGUCAUAUCUGCUCUGGCAGAACAGGGAUGUGGGAAAAACAAGACCAAAUUUGUCCCUUACAGAGACUCUGUGCUAACAUGGCUGCUAAAGGACAGCCUGGGCGGCAACAGCCGCACGGCCAUGGUGGCCACGGUGAGCCCGGCAGCAGACAACUACGACGAGACGCUGUCCACGCUGCGCUACGCCGACCGGGCCAAGAGCAUCGUCAACCACGCUGUCGUCAACGAGGACCCCAACGCACGUAUCAUCAGGGAGCUCCGAGAGGAGGUGGAGAAACUACGGGACCAGCUGACACAGGCAGAGUCUAUGAAGGCCCCAGAGCUGAAGGAGAGGCUGGAGGAGUCUGAAAAACUCAUCCAGGAGAUGACCGUCACCUGGGAGGAGAAACUACGCAAGACGGAAGAGAUUGCACAGGAGCGUCAAAAACAGUUGGAGUCCCUGGGCAUCUCUCUCCAGUCGUCUGGCAUCAGAGUGGGAGAAGACAAGUGUUUUCUAGUCAACCUCAACGCUGACCCCGCUCUCAACGAACUGCUAGUCUACUAUCUGAAGGAGCACACUAAGGUUGGUUCAGCAGACUCCCAGGACAUUCAGCUGUGUGGGAUGGGUAUUCAGGCUGCACACUGCAUCAUAGACAUCACAGCUGACCAACGGGUGGUCCUCACUCCUCACAAAAACUCAAGAACGUGUGUGAAUGGCUCUCCUUGCACCAGCCCUCAACAGCUCCACCAUGGAGACCGCAUCCUGUGGGGAAACAACCACUUCUUCAGGAUCAACCUGCCUAAGUGGCGGUCGCGGGGUGGUGGUGAGGAAGAGGAGGGUGAGGGGGGCCUGAUGAAGAACAGUAGCAGUAGUGAACAGCUGGAGGGCGACGGAGACACCAACAGUGAGGUUUCCUCCGAGGUCUCCUUUUCCUACGAGUUCGCCCAGACAGAGGUCAUGAUGAAGGCCCUGGGCAACAACGACCCCAUGCAGGCAGUGCUCCAGUCCCUAGAGAGGCAGCACGAGGAGGAGAAGCGCUCGGCGCUGGAGAGACAAAGGCUGAAGUACGAACAGGAGCUGCAACAGCUGAGAAGACGGCUGCACCCGGACAGACCGUCUGUAGGACAGACAGGCAUGGCACCCAGCCAAUCACAGGGCCAGGCUGACAGGCCGGGACAGCCCCACUACCGCAGCCUGGAGAGACUCAGCAUGUCCAACUCACCCAGCGCACAGAGCAGGCUGAAGCAGUGGAGCGAGGAGAGAGAGGCGGUGUUGACCCGGAGCCUGCGUAAGCUGAGGGAGCAGAUAGUGAGAGCUAACCUGCUGGUGCAGGAGGCUGGCUUCAUAGCAGAGGAGCUGGACAAACGCACCGAGUACAGAGUCACCUUGCAGAUACCUGCUGCUAACCUCAAUGCAAACCGCAAGCGUGAUGCAGUGCUCAGUGAGCCUGCGGUGCAGGUGAGGCGUAAGGGGAAAGGGAAGCAGAUCUGGGCUCUUGAGAAGAUGGAGAACAGACUGGUGGACAUGAGAGAACUGUACCAGGAAUGGAAGGAGUACGACGAUGACAACCCAGUGAUGCGUUCCUACUUUAAGCGUGCCGACCCGUUCUUUGAUGAGCAAGAGAACCAUAGCCUGAUCGGCGUAGCCAAUGUCUUCCUGUCCUGUCUGUUCUAUGACGUCAAGCUGCAAUACGCAGUACCUAUCAUCAACCAGAAGGGGGAGGUGGUUGGAAGGUUACACGUGGAGGUGGUGAGAGUGGCGGGGGGGUUUGAGGACAGCAUGGCUGGCGGAGAGGACAAUGAGACCAGCCCCGACGGAGAGGUGCAGGAGAGGAAACUGGUCUGCAUGAUCAAGAUUCUUCAGGCAACAGGUCUCCCUCAGUACCUUUCCAACUUUGUCUUCUGCCAAUACUCGUUUUGGGACCAGGCGGAGCCCGUAAUCGUGGCCCCAGAGGUGGACCCCUCUGCCUCGUCCCCAAGCAGCAAGGACCCUCACUGCAUGGUGGUCUUUGACAGCUGCAAGGAGAUGGGUGUGUCAGUAACAGAGGAGUUUAUAGAGUAUCUGACAGAGGGGGCAGUGGCCAUGGAGGUGUACGGACACAGACAGGCCGCUGCCGGACAGGCUGACUCCGGCAGGAACCCUGCCUUCUGGGACCUCAGCAUUAUACAAGCCAAGACACGCACACUACGGGACAGGUGGAGUGAGGUAACACGUCGUCUGGAGAUGUGGAUCCAGGUGUUGGAGAUCAACGAGAACGGAGACUUCAUGCCUGUGGAGGUCAUACCUACCAAAGACGUACGCACAGGAGGUAUAUUCCAACUGCGACAGGGCCAGUCCAGACGUCUGCAGGUGGAGGUGAAGUCUGUGCAGGACAGUGGGACGAUGCCGCUGAUAGCGGAGGUGCUGCUGGCUGUGUCUGUGGGCUGUGUGGAGAUCAGACAGACACGGCAGGCCAAGGCCAACAACGAACCCGUACAGAUGGAGGGGGAUGAGAUGGACAGCUAUCAGGAGCGUGAUCUGGAGCGUCUGCGUCGUCAGUGGCUGACAGCUCUCACCAAGAGACAGGAGUACCUGGACCAACACCUUCAGACCCUGGUCAGCAAGCCAGAGAAGACAGAGGAUGACGUGGAGAGGGAGGCCCAGCUGUUGGAAUGGCGCCUGACACUGACCGAGGAGAGGAACGCUGUCAUGGUGCCUUCAGUCGGGAGCGGCAUCCCUGGAGCUCCUGCAGAGUGGGUCCCCCUACCUGGAAUGGAGGCCCAUACCCCUGUUCUUUUCCUGGACCUCAGUGCGGAUGACUUCAGUUCCCAGGAUGCUUUGGAGGUCCCGGAGGCUGGGGGUUGGGACGCCACUCUGAGCGGAGAGGACGAGGAAGAAUUCUUCGACCUGCAGAUCGUCAAACAUUAUGAUGAAGAGGUAAAAGCUGAGGCAUCGUGGGACUCCACAGUGCACCAGUGUCCCCAGCUGAGUCGCGGUGGAGCGUGCCCGGAGCAGAGGGUUUAUCUGACGGUGCGCUGCGUGGUGCAGCUCAGCCAUCCGGCAGACAUGCAGCUGGUGCUGAGGAAACGGAUCUGUGUCAACCUGAACCCCGGCAGACAGGGCUUUGCUCAGAACCUCCUCAAGAGGAUGUCCACGCGCUCCACCAUCCCCGGCUGUGGGGUCACCUUCGAGGUGGUCUCCAACAUCCCCGGGGAUGCCCAGGGUUCAGAGGACAGGGAGAUGUUGGCUCGUCUAGCCGCCAGCACUGAGAACCCCAAGUCGGCCGACAACGAGGCGGCCAUAGAGAAAUACCUCCGCAGUGUCCUGGCUGUGGAGAACAUCCUCACUCUGGACCGACUACGACAGGAAGUGGCGGUGAAGGAGCACCUGGCAGGCAAAGGGAAGGGUAACAGACGCAGUCUCAGCUCCCCCAGUGUCCACAGGCUCUCUGGCAGCAGACAGGACCUGUCCUCUGACUGCAAUCUGGACGACAACAAGACUCGCUGGGAGAGCCAGCAGGACAUCUUCAUGACCUCGCCCCAGCCUCGCCUCUCCUCCUCUCCCCCUACUAUUCCCCCACAGAACCAGAGCCAGGACCCAGAGCAAGGUCGUUCAGGGCUUGCUGCCUCUUAUCUUUCAGUCAAAGCCCUGGUGCCGCAGAUGCCCAAGCUGCUCAAGUCCCUGUUCCCUGCCCGCGAGGACAAGAAGGAGCCCCUACGCCCCUCACCCCACUCUCUACAGCACAUGCCUCGUAUCAUCAUGCAGACGACGGGGCCUGAAGACGGCGGGGUCCGGACAGAAUCGGUUGCUAAGGUAGGGAGGACCGCCUUUAUCCCGGCCUUGACCAAUGACAGGUGGUCAGAGUCCACCGAAGCCCCUCUUCCUGUUCCGUCCUCCCAGCAUGACUAUCCCCUCAGCCCCAUCAGCGAGGCCUCCAGCGGCUACUUCUCCACUAGUGUUUCCACGGCAACCCUGACCGAGGCUUCAGCCAGCGCCGCUGGUGACCACCCUGCCACCCCCCUCCGCCCCUCCUCCUCCCUCACCCUCCUAGAUGCAGGGGUGGGACUAAAGGGGAUUGAUGCUCCUGAAACUACGUUACCCAGAACCCAGCAGCAGCAGCGAGCUGAACGGAACGGUGUUACUGCUGCCUCUCUUCAGUACGACAACAAAAUGGCCACCACAGUUCCCGGCUACAGCGUCACCACAGGCAACAAGCCCUUCUCCGUACAGAGGGUGUCGACGUCGGACCUGAAGUCGUUCCAGCAGCGCAUCCUGGGGGAGGAAGUGGAGGCGAGAGGAGGAGGAAGACAAGGGAGUCUAGAGAGACUGGAAAUCGUCCUGGACGACGAGAAUGGCGGCUGCGACUACGUGCUACCUGAUUGGCUGAGAGAGGGGGUGUGCGUGACGGUGGGAGCCAAUAAGGACGGGACAGUGCGUUACGUGGGCAGCACUGAGUUCGCCGAGGGCGUGUGGGUCGGGGUGGAGCUUGACUCGCCCUCAGGUAAGAACGACGGUUCCGUAGGCGGGCGCCACUACUUCCGCUGUAACCCUGGUUACGGUGUCCUGGUGCGUCCCGACCGGGUUCUCCGACGGGAGCAUUCCACCAAACGGAACUCGGAGAACCGGCGCAGCGGCGAGUUCUACCAGCCCGUUCUGCGGGGAGAGUCCACCAUCAGGAGAGGGGAGAACCGCAAGUCCUGGAGCAGCUGAACUGGAGAGAAACAGGCUUGGCUGGGAGAGACCAUUAUUCUACACAUCCUAGAAAACUAGAAAACCCACAUAUCCUGUUUCUAAGCCUCCGUCUCGCUUAGCACCCUCUCUCUCAAUCUCCCCCUAACUAUGCAAUACAACUGCAUCUAAUGGAAAACGGUCCCUGUCCUAUGCCCACACAUAGCUAUGGAGCAGUACCUUAGUGCUCUGUGUUUUCAUUUCAAUAGGGAAGACCUUUACCCAACAAGCCCCUGCUGUCUCCCCAUCUGGACACAGCACUGGUGGCAUGGGUUGGGCACAGGCCCUGUGUGGUUCCACAGCACCUGAAGUAGUCUACAGAGUGUUGCUGUCUGUAUGAAGUGGCCCACAGGAACUGUUUCUCCUCGGGCCAAGGUUCAGGUUCUGAAGUAAUGACAUCACACUCUCUGAUGUCAUCAAACUCUGGUCACACUUGGAGAAUCCUUCUGAAACAAUGAGACUACUAUUCCACCGGACCCUGACCUGCAACGCCCCUCUUUUUUCAAUGGAACUGUCCAUUUAUCUCCCCCCCCCUCCCUAUUUUUGAAUGGAACUGUCCCUUUUAAUUAAAUGAUAUUAUCAGUCCUUUUUGUGGACUGACAUUUUAACAGUUACUGUAUCUAUCCCCUGUGUAAAGUCAUUCAUCUGAAAUGAUCGAUUCUUCCAGAAUGUGCCUUCAUGGGUUUAUUUUUCUUUGUUAUAUUUCUUAGUGGUUUUAUUCAAUACACGUUUCUCCCUCUGUUGAGCUUUGACGAGAAUGCCUUGUGUAAGUGUGAGGUGAUCUCAGGGACUGCAGAGUGGACAUGUAUGUACCUGUGAGAAGAUUUGUGUGUGUGUGUGUGUGUGUGCCUGUGUUUUGGCCCUUGAAGCUGAAUUUAACCAUGGCAAUUUACAGUAUAGGCUGGGAGAACAAUUAUCCCUGUGCGUGUGUGUAUAUGCACAUCUGUGUGUGUGCAUGUUUCCGGCUGAUCUGAAAGAUGAAGCACCGUCGUUAUGACAACGUGGUUUGUAAGAAAGUAAUAGCCGUUGGUUUUAAAUUGUAAGUUGAAGGAUGGUUCCACUAUGAGAAGCCCAGGGAGCAAAAUUGGUUGAAAUUGCUUUUCUCAAUGUCCUUUUAACAUCAAGUGCUCACUGGGAGAUUUUGCACGUUGGAGGUUAGUUUGGUGACUGACUGUGGUGAUGUGUGUUAGCAGAAUGGUUGUCUUUGGUUCUAGAACUGUUUGAGGAAGUAGCAGUGUGAUGUAUGGUGUAUGGUCUGCAUGUAACUUUGUUAACAUUGUGGAGCUUUAUGUAACGUGUGGAUGUUGGAUGGAAGGUAGGAUCUGGUAUGUUUUAUGCUUGUCAUUGAUUUGUGUUUGGGGGAUAAAGAUCUCUAUGCAUACAUUCACCAUUUGUGUGAAGAUACAGAUCUGUAAUAGGGUCUAUCAUUUACAUACUGAGUCAAUGGCUUUGGGAGAUGAAAGAAGGUUGUGGGAGCAGUGUUUUACAAGUUAUUUCCUUUGAAACUAUGGAAUAUUAUUUAAAAUGUUAAUUGAUCCCUGAAGUUCUUACAAAAUGUAGUGAAUCUCAUUUUUAUUAGACAUUUGAAGUUAAUACUUAAAGGGGCAAUCUGCAGUUCAAACAACAACAAAGUGGUUUCCCCGCCACAGUUUUGGUAAAUAGGAAUGGGACUGGAGAAAUGUAACCAGCUCUCAAAUUAAUCAGUGGGUGUAUAUCAUUAAUUUAAACAUCCAAAAAUGGAUGUAACAACUAUUCAAUGUAAUUUCAAAGAGGCAAACUGUGUAAUCUCACCUUGAGAGCGGAGGUACAAACUGUAAGGAGAUGCAGAGUGGGUUUUAACAUUAGUCCAUCCAUAUUUGAGUAUACCUUUUCAUGUGACAACACUGAAGAAAUGACACUGUGCUACAAUGUAAAGUAGUGAGUGUACAGCUUGUAUAACAGUGUACAUUUGCUGUCCCCUCAGAAUAACUCACACAGCCAUUAAUGUCUAAACCGCUGGCAACAAAAGUGAGUCCACCCCUAAGUGAAAAUGUCCAAAUUGGGCCCAAGUAUAUCAUUUUGUGAUAUACUGUAUAUAAAUGGUUGUACAUAUGCCUUUAUCGUGUUAAAUAGUUAAAGCCUUCUAAAUUGUACUGAAAAAAAUUGUUGCUUGCACAAGUGAUUUUAUGAGAAAUGGUGCUGCUAUAGCCACUGUUAUAUAACUGUAAAUGGAUUCGAUCAUUGACAUUCUAGUCUUGCUUUUUAGCCUUCUAUACACCACUUGAGAUGGGAGAAAGUAAGGAGGAGUUGUCUAUGGGCUGAUGACUGGCCAAUUGAUAGAGAAAUGGAACGUAGCAAGUGCUUAUUUAUUGUCAUGUACUGUCCCCAAGUUGGUCAGACACUUUACAUUGCUCUUUCUAUAGCUAUAGCUAACGUUUAAGUUUGUCGUCGUGUUUAUUGAGUGAUCAUACUUGUGGUAAUAGGAGGGGAACUGAGUGUGUGUGAACGCGCAGUGUUGUAAUGAAGAGAGAGCAGGUGGUGUAUCGGAUGGAUUUGUCCUUUGUCUUCUCACCUCUCUGCACAGAGAAGAGUGUUUUGAGAUCACUUCAGGCUUAUCUAUUUAUUUCCGUGCCUCACUCUGUUUCUGUCUCUCACAUCAGGAAGUAGCUCUGAUUCAAACACAUUUCAUUAUUAAGUAACUUUUAUGGGUUAUUUCACAUUGCCGAUGGAGUCUUUGCUUCUGACUCAAAAUAGGUGCAGUGAGGCCGGGAUUCAAUCUGUUCACACUGUCAGCUAUGCACCUUUUAAAGGCAAUGUUCCCGCAUUUCUGUAAAUAUUAUUUUGUAAUUUAGCAGACACUCUUAUCCAGUGCGACUUACAGUACUGCAUACAUUUCUGUACUGAAAAGCAGGUACACAUGUACCUGAAUGCUGUGUAACGGGAGGAAGUCAUUUGUCAUACAUGCAUCCUCUGGCUUUCAUUUCAAUAGGCGUCAUCAUGGACUUUAUAUUUGACCAUAUAUGGUUGUGACUGUUUGCGCUCAGAACCACAUCAGGGGUGUAUUCGCUAGGAACCAGAGGCAAACGAAACAAAGCGGGAAGGAGCCUACCUGAAUUGGUCCAAUGGAAAACCACUUUUGCUACGGUCUGCAACUAAUGAAUACACCCCUGACCCUUAGACUGUCUAUACAGUUACCCUUUCAUCAUUCCACAGAAGGCAUGUUUUUUUGUUGUUGUCAAGUGCUACUAUGAGCAUAUAUUUUUAAAGGCCCAAGGACACAGAUGCAACAAACUGUUAUGGGGGAAAUAACAUUUCAAGAGUAUACAUUUGUUUACAUGCAUUUCCUGUAUAUCUUUGGCAACCCUGGUCCAGAGCUCAGAGCAAUAUGACACCUGCCUUUAUGUGGCCUUCAGUCUACCAGUCUGGCAAUGCGAGACUCAAUAACUGCAAGCCCUUAAACUCCCUCCAUAGAGAGACCUGUAUAUUAUAAGACUUUCUUCACACUACAUCAGACCCACUGCCACACGGGACCAUGGGAGUUCACGUUAGUAGAGGAAACUAACACAGAUAUCAACUAGAGCAGAGAAUCUUUGUCCCCAACACAGACGUCAACUAGAGCAGAGAAUCGUUGUCCCCAACACAGACGUCAACUAGAGCAGAGAAUCUUUACGCCCAACUCAGGAGCCACGUUCCAUUUCUGUCCAAUACUAAAGGGGUUUGAGCUGGGGGAAGGGACAGAAAUGGAAUUGGGCCCGAUCUUCAGACCAUUUGUACACCGGUUUUUGUCAUUAAAUGGCACCCUACUCCCCAUAUAGUGCACAGAGAAUAGGGUUCCAAUUUGGACACAACGACUCACUUGAGACCAAGUCUGGUUUGUGCCUCGUCCUGGAGUCUUGAGUUAUUAUUAUAAUCAAUCAUUUGUCUGAUUGUGUUGUCAUGAAGUGUAUUUCUGUGAGCGAAUGAGUGUAGGCUUGAUUAUGUAUAUAUUUGCAUAUUAAGACUUAACAAUCUGAGCGCAAGUUUGGGUUUUGAUUUAAUUUAAUUGUUCUGUGUAAUUCUAUGCUGAAAUCCAAAGAAUAAUCAUGUCUUUUUUAUCGCCUGGACAAUAACCUCCCUGUAAAGGAAAGAAUAAAAAAUGAUUUAAUUUC